Molecule: messenger RNA, 2422 nt
Organism: Urocitellus parryii (Arctic ground squirrel)
Lineage: Eukaryota; Metazoa; Chordata; Mammalia; Rodentia; Sciuridae
Gene: Zbtb37
Product: zinc finger and BTB domain containing 37
Biological process (GO): regulation of transcription by RNA polymerase II
Molecular function (GO): DNA-binding transcription factor activity, RNA polymerase II-specific; RNA polymerase II cis-regulatory region sequence-specific DNA binding; protein binding
Source: RefSeq, a predicted model, not a curated record
AGGGUGAGCGAUUUCCUUCCGGCACGUCGCCCGCUCCGGGGGAGGGGGCGGGGGGUUUCACUUCCGGGACGGUGUUCCGGCCCAUUCCGGCCCAUUUCCACCCCCGGAGCUCUCACUCCUCCAGUGCCGACGGUGGAGAAAGACUUUACUCCAGGGUCUUCCUCCUCACUGGGGAAUUGCCGGAAAGAGCAAACAAAAAAGGCGCUGGUGUAGGCUCCAAAAUAAACACAUCUGAAUUCAUGAUGGCAUCGACAGAGGCUCUUAUUGGAUUAAAAGUUUCAAAACAAACAAUAACGCUUUGGAAAAAGGGUUGAAUGCCUGCCUGCACCUUCAGGCACGACCAUGGAGAAAGGUGGGAACAUACAAUUGGAGAUCCCUGACUUCAGCAACUCAGUCCUCAGCCAUCUAAAUCAACUGCGCAUGCAGGGCCGUCUCUGUGAUAUUGUGGUCAAUGUGCAAGGACAAGCUUUUCGGGCUCAUAAAGUGGUACUGGCUGCCAGUUCCCCCUAUUUCCGGGAUCAUAUGUCCUUGAAUGAAAUGAGUACUGUCUCCAUUUCAGUCAUCAAGAACCCUACUGUUUUUGAACAGCUUCUUUCUUUCUGUUACACGGGGCGGAUAUGCCUGCAACUGGCAGAUAUCAUCAGCUACCUAACAGCUGCCAGUUUUCUGCAAAUGCAGCAUAUUAUAGACAAAUGUACACAGAUCCUAGAGGGUAUUCAUUUCAAAAUUAAUGUGGCUGAGGUUGAAGCAGAAUUAAGUCAAACAAGGACAAAGCAUCAAGAUAGGCCUCCUGAGUCUCACAGGGUUACACCAAAUCUAAACCGCUCCCUUAGCCCACGACAUAAUACCCCAAAGGGAAACCGGCGAGGGCAGGUCAGUGCUGUGCUAGAUAUCAGAGAGCUAAGUCCCCCUGAGGAGUCCACCAGCCCUCAGAUAAUUGAACAGAGUUCUGAUGUAGAAAGCCGGGAGCCCAUUCUUCGAAUCAACCGAGCAGGACAGUGGUAUGUGGAGACAGGAGUAGCAGACCGGGGUGGCCGGAGUGAUGAUGAAGUUAGAGUUCUUGGAGCAGUGCACAUCAAAACUGAAAAUCUCGAGGAGUGGCUUGGGCCUGAGAAUCAGCCUUCUGGAGAAGAUGGGAGUAGUGCAGAGGAAGUCACAGCCAUGGUAAUUGACACCACAGGCCAUGGUUCUGUAGGACAGGAGAGUUACACCUUAGGGUCUUCAGGAGCCAAGGUGGCUCGGCCAACAAGCAGUGAAGUUGACAGAUUCAGCCCCUCCGGCAGUGUUGUCCCCUUGGCUGAGAGACACAGAGCCCGAAGUGAGUCUCCUGGGAGAGUGGAUGAGCCCAAGCAGCCAAGCUCCCAGGUAGAAGAAUCAGCAAUGAUGGGAGUAAGUGGCUAUGUGGAGUAUCUCCGAGAACAGGAAGUAUCUGAACGGUGGUUCCGAUACAAUCCCCGUCUCACCUGCAUCUAUUGCGCAAAAUCUUUCAACCAAAAGGGGAGCCUAGACCGCCAUAUGCGCCUACAUAUGGGGAUCACACCAUUUGUCUGCCGCAUGUGUGGCAAGAAGUAUACCCGGAAAGAUCAGCUGGAGUAUCAUAUUCGCAAGCACACAGGCAACAAGCCCUUUCAUUGUCAUGUCUGUGGCAAAAGUUUUCCCUUCCAGGCCAUCUUGAAUCAGCACUUUCGUAAAAACCACCCUGGCUGUAUACCCCUGGAGGGGCCUCACAGCAUCUCUCCUGAAACAACUGUCACAUCUCGAGGACAAGCUGAAGAAGAGUCACCUUCCCGGGAAGAGACAGUUGCUCCUGGGGAAACUGCCCAGGGCUCUGUGUCCACCACUGGGCCAGAUUGAGACAUUGAGGGGAAGGGGGCAGACCCUCUUCCCCUUUGGGCCGUAAACAGCCUGCAUCAGGGCCAUGGACUGGUACUUAGAUUCACAAAAUGCCACCUCAUUAAACCAGAAGAUGCUCCCAAGAUGUUGCCAAACUAGAGGAUCAACAACAUACACAGAAGCACUAAAGGCUCUUCCCCUCCUCCUUCCCUCCUCACACUUUGGAAAAAAUCAAGCAAAUCAACUUUCUAAUUCAGGGAUCAACAGCCUUGGUUUGUUAACUUUAUAAGAAAAACUUUUUUUUUUAGCAAAACUAUGAUAAAUGGUCAUUUAUCUACCAGUUGUGUUUGAACACUGUACUUUGGUCCAUAACAUCUUGGUGGCUAUAAUUGCCAGGAUCUAAAAAAUGCAACAGGAGUCUUGGCCAUCUGAAGCAGCCAGCCACGAGAGAGAAGGAGGUAGUCAUGGUGAGGAGGAAGAAUCUCUCCUCUUCCUUCCCUGCCGUAAUGUGCAUUUUCACAUCAAGAAAAAAAGAGUGAAUACUGGUGGUUCUUACUGUUCUGCAAGCAUCACAAGUCUAAACCAUUUC